Gadus macrocephalus (Pacific cod) is the source of this 3720-nucleotide messenger RNA. Its product is annotated as vascular endothelial zinc finger 1-like. The coding region runs from base 120 to 1466 and encodes 448 amino acids. Gene Ontology annotation, biological process: regulation of transcription by RNA polymerase II. Gene Ontology annotation, cellular component: nucleus. Gene Ontology annotation, molecular function: DNA-binding transcription factor activity, RNA polymerase II-specific; RNA polymerase II transcription regulatory region sequence-specific DNA binding. The record is from RefSeq and is a predicted model, not a curated record. NCBI's taxonomy places the organism in Eukaryota, Metazoa, Chordata, Actinopteri, Gadiformes, Gadidae. The transcript is spliced from 5 exons.
UAAAAGUGGUUUCGUCCCGGAGGUUACCGGAAGUGGUAACCGAUUCCAUAUUUGGUCGCUUUGUUGUCGGCUUCCUCUUCUUCCAGCUUUCCUGCACAUUUUCUUCUUAAAGUGUGGAAAUGGAGCCGAGCUGGAGUACCUUUCUCUUCCAACAGGCCAAUGAAGCGCUCCACCACCAGCACCAGGUGGCCCAGAACAGCCUGCUGCCGCUGCUCAACGCCGGGGCGGACGCCAUCGACCAGAAGCCCAUCCUGCCGCUCCAGAUGGACCAGAAGCCCCCCCUCAGCGCCGCCGAGCUCCUCAAGGACAACGUGGCCAGCGGCGGCGGCGGCGGGCGCCACGGGCCCAUGCCGGUGGUGAAGAAGGAGCACAAGAGCAAGACGCCCUUCAUCUGCGGCUACUGCAACAAGGCCUUCCGCGACAGCUACCACCUGCGGCGCCACGAGUCCUGCCACACGGGCAUCAAGAUGGUGUCGCGGCCCAAGAAGACGGCGCAGACGGCGCCCACCAUGGUGCCCAUGGUGUCGUCCAUGGGCGGCAUGAUCCGUGAGCACUCGGGCGGCAACCCCUCGUACAUCUCCACCAUGGCCGGCCUGCUGACCACGGCCACCGCCUCCGUCAGCUCAGGGGGCUCCAGCGUCAUGACGCCCUCGUCCAUGGGCAACCUGCCGCAGCAGCAGGGCCACCAGGCCAAGAAGCCCUCCAAGCCCGUGAAGAAGAACCACGGCUGCGAGAUGUGCGGCAAGGCGUUCCGCGACGUGUACCACCUGAACCGCCACAAGCUGUCCCACUCGGACGAGAAGCCCUUCGAGUGCCCCAUCUGCCACCAGCGCUUCAAGCGGAAGGACCGCAUGACGUACCACGCCCGCUCCCACGACGGCGGCGUGCACAAACCCUACGUCUGCUCCGUCUGCGGGAAGGGAUUCUCCAGGCCCGACCACCUCAGCUGCCACGUCAAGCACGUCCACUCUUCAGAAAGACCCUUCAAAUGCCAAGUCACGGCCUGUACCUCGGCCUUCGCUACCAAAGACAGACUGCGCUCCCACAUGAUCCGACACGAGGGGAAGGUGACCUGCAGCAUCUGUGGGAAGAUGCUGAGCGCCGCCUACAUCACCUCCCACCUCAAGACCCACGGCCAGACCAACUUCUCCUCCUGCAACAAAGCCACGCCCGUGUCCGUCUCCACGCCCAUCACCACGGCGAUGAACCAGCGUGGCGGCAACCACCCGGUCACCAUCGCGGCGCAGAUGAACAUUAGCACCAACACGGUGAGCCUGCACCACCCCGUCUCCAUGGUGACCGGGCCCGUCAACAUCUCCUCCUCGGGCUCCAUGAGCAUCGCCCACCCGGUGGCGCUCACCACGCCCAUGUCCAUGAACAUCGGCGGGCCGCUCAACAUCGCCAUGCGCUCCAUGGAGAGCAUGCCCUUCCUGUCCCAGGUGCUGCCCUCCUCCCCGCCCUGGUAAAGUGAAAGUGAAAGUGGAGUUUCAAAGGGGGGAGGUGGGGAAACUUGUUUUUGAGUUUCUCUUUUUCUUUUUCUUUUGUCGAGUAUUUGUCACCAUGUGAACCCCCCCCCCCCCCCCCCUCCCAUCUGAGUCCCCCUUGUCCCCCAUUACCACAGCCAAGCAGGGGGGGGGGGGGGGGGGGGCGGGGAGGGAGACCCCUGAGGUUAGGAUCAGUCUGGAUUCCACGCAGCAGGCAGGUCAGAGCCAGAGGUUUCCCUGGGCGGCGGGGUGGAGAGGUUUAGGCCAGGACUAAACUAAAGAGUUACUCUGUUGGAGGGGUGAAGGUCACGUUUUAACGGACUUGAGCAAUAAGCGAUCAUUGCUGAGGUUUUUUUAGUCAUGGAGUUGUCGGGCGAAUCCCUGAAGUGUUUUUUGGAUGUUUUGCUUUUUGGUUAAGCGGUAGCCGGCUAAUCACUAUUUAAUAUUGUAGGAGACAACUCUAGUUAAAGGGACAAAAGUCCACCGUGCGUGGAACCAUAUAUUUUCUCAGUAACUCUAGUUCCUGAUAGAGGGGCUGCUAGGGCAACUCCGGGCUUAACUCAUCAGCAUUUCUUAUUUUUGUGCAUUUUUUUCUUUUGUGCAUUUAAAUGAAUAUCUUAUCACUGUCCCCUUGGCUUAAAUACGUGUAGUUAGGAUGGGGGAAAAAAGUGUAGUUUUUUAUUAUUAUUAUUAUUAGUGUGAUCAGUUGGGUUCAUCAUAUUGACCCGAACGCGAGAAUGAAACGAGUCUUGCACUGAAAACAUAUCUCAUUGUAGCUGAGGAGCAGUAUUAUUGAAGAUCAAAUUCGAGACGUAGUGAGUCUCACCUGGUAGGCUGAUUAGCCAGCGCUCUCUACAGGGCCCUCUAGUGGCGCGGCAUGGCAUUACAUGCACUAGGCCGUAGAGUAGACCUAGCUUUUGUUAUUAGGACUCUUGCGGUCGCCAGAGUUAUGGGGACUGCUGAUUUCUUUGGAGGAAGAUGACAUUCAAUAUCCAUGUGUUUUUGCGGAAGGCGUAGAGGAGUAGAUUAAUUUGGUUAUCAUUUAUUUUUGGUUUAUUUGUUAUUACGUUUUAUUUGGUUUUUUUAUUUGAUCUUUUUCAUAUGUGAAAACCUUUUUUUCUGUAUGGACCCUCUACUCAGGAAAUUCAGCCCAGUGCGUUAAUUUUUUUAUUAACCACCAUGUAUUUUCUUUUCCUCCCUGGAAUAUUUAAUUUGUAUCCUGUAUUUUAUAAUUCUCAUAUAUAACAUUUUGGUAUUAUCUUAGACACAUUUGGUACAGUUCAUCCAUGGAAUAUAGGAAUUCGUUUUUUUUUUAAUUUAAUUUAACUUUUGGUUAAUUUUCAAAACCAAGCCGUCCAUCUCAAAAAGACAUGUUGUUGACUCGAAGUGCGUCAGCCGGCAUUUUAUUUACACGUCCCGUUUUGCCCUGGCUCCUCCCCUACACUAACCAGGGUGUCUGUCACGCAGCCUCUAUCCUGGGUGGGGGUAGGGGGCGUCGUGGGUGGGGGUGUUUGAGGCUUUAUUCGGCUGACCCGAGAGCAUGUCGUGACGUCAACGUUAUUUAUGAAAUGCUGAAACGUGUUUUUAUCUUUUUUUUACUCAAUAGAUUUUAGGAACAUGAAUUCAUGCAUGCCCCUCCCCCAAAACGGUUCAAACCGCGGUUUUAGUUUCUUACGUGAAUCCUGGCAGUGUUUUCGGCUCUCCGGAGGCGAAUCAUUGUGUACUGAAAUAAUGCAAUAUGCAUGUUUGUCGUUUUGCCCAACUUCUGUUUCGAAAAAUACUUAAGUGUAACGGUUUUUUUUAAGCAUUUAUGUAGAAACACUAUGAUAAUCUGUUUUUGCCAAAUUUGAUAUGUGAUGAACUUUUAAAAAAAAAAACUUGUGAAAUUUGAACAUUUGUUUAUUUUUAAUGACGAUAAAUCGGAAAACUCUCGGACGCUUGUGAAGGCAGUUGAAUGUAUAUCUUUGUACAAAACUAUUUUAGUUCCAAGGAUAUGAUAGUUACCAUAGAUGUGAAAGAAGAAAUAACCUUUUUUAUAAAUCUUUUGUAUUAGAACAUUAACAAUGGUAAUUUUUGUAUAUACGAAAGGCUAGGUUUUCUGAUUAGCAGAAAGGUCAAACAUUCCUACAUUUUUUUUUUAAAUGUAAGUUUGUCAAAUUAUUACAUAAACAUGCGCAAUGUUUUGUGCCUUUUAUUUGGGUUGUCUAAAUAAAAGAAACGUUUGUUUUAAAAUGUG